Messenger RNA from Salvia miltiorrhiza (redroot sage), 3254 nucleotides. RefSeq names its product probable transcriptional regulator SLK2. Gene Ontology annotation, biological process: negative regulation of transcription by RNA polymerase II; positive regulation of transcription by RNA polymerase II. The coding region runs from base 401 to 2965 and encodes 854 amino acids. The record is from RefSeq and is a predicted model, not a curated record. NCBI's taxonomy places the organism in Eukaryota, Viridiplantae, Streptophyta, Magnoliopsida, Lamiales, Lamiaceae. Gene Ontology annotation, cellular component: nucleus; transcription regulator complex. The transcript has 10 exons.
GUACUAAAUUCUUAAAUUUUUUCCCUUCUCUAUAUUUUUUUCAAUCAAAUUAAAUAUUUUUAUCUGGAUUUCAGUUUGAAAGUUUCCAUUUUGGCUGGCGUGUUCCAAGUUCAAACCUUUAAUCUUUGUCCCGUUCUAAUAUAUUGUGCCAAUUAAUCCAAAGGAGUAGUCUUUUUAGACUUUUUCCAAAGGUGAAACCGAGUGGGCAUGGAAGAAGUGGUGAAAAAGUACUCAUAGUUUUGUGUUGACUCGGGUUCCUGUUCUGAGAGGAUGAAGCUGGUCAUUUCUUCUCUUUAGCUAGGCUCUUAAUAAGUGUCGUCUUUUGUAUGUUUGCCUCUAACUGUCGAAGAGUUAGCACUGGAUAAUUUUUUACCCCAGGCGUUAAGCAUUUGUGCAUCCAAUGGUGCCUUCUCGGGUGGUUGGUGGAAUGGCACAAUCAUCUUCAAGUUCUGGAAUAUUUUUUCAAGGAGAUGGGCAAUCGCAGGUUGCAGGAAAUUCUCAGUUGAGUUCAAAUUUUGGGAACUCUUCACAUGCACCUGGACAUGCUCGAGCCAAUAUGGGACCGCUUCCGGGGGAUGUCAGCAACACAGUCUUCAACAGUGUGGCAACCUCAGGACCCAGCAUUGGGGCAAGUUCUUUGGUCACUGAUGCCAAUUCAGGGCUUUCAGGGGGCCCCCAUCUGCAGAGAAGUGCUAGUUUUAAUACAGAUUCUUAUAUGCGGUUACCUGCAUCACCCAUGUCAUUCACUUCUAAUAAUGUUAGCAUUACUGGUUCGUCUGUCAUGGAUGGAUCGGCUGUUGUUCCACAAAGCUCCAAUCAAGAGCCAGGCUCACAAGCUCAUCAAAAUCAGCAGCAUCAGGGAGCUUCAAGUGCCACAUCUUUACCCACAUCACGAAUGGGGCAAGUACACAUCCCAGGCGGUCCAAGGGUUCCUAAUUCUUUCAUUCAGGAUCCAACCACUAUUUCUCAGCUACAAAAGAAACCCCGUUUGGAUAUUAAGCAGGAAGAUAUUUUACAGCAGCAGGUUUUGCAACAGCUGUUGCAGAAACAAGAUCCCAUGCAUUUACAGAACACCAAUCCUCAGUUACAAGCCCUAAUUCAACAACAGAGACUAAGGCAGCAUCAGCAGCAGCAACAGCAUCGAGAACAGCAACAGCUUCUUCAGUCUAUGCCCCCAAUGCAGCGAGUUCAGUUGUUGCAGCAACAGCAGCAGCAGCAGCAGCAGCUAAGACAGCAGCUUCUACAACAGGGAAUGCAGCCUGCAUCUGGUAUAAAGCGCCCCUAUGAUGGUGGUGUAUGUUCACGUCGCCUAAUGCAGUACCUGUAUCAUCAGAGACAGAGACCUGCUGACAAUACUAUUGCCUAUUGGAGAAAAUUUGUAGCUGAGUAUUACUCUCCACGUGCAAAGAAAAGGUGGUGUCUAUCCUUAUACGAUAAUGUUGGGCAUCAUUCGCUGGGGGUAUUCCCCCAGGCAGCAAUGGACGCAUGGCAGUGUGACAUUUGUGGUUCAAAAUCUGGAAGGGGGUUUGAAGCAACUUUUGAAGUGCUCCCAAGACUCAAUGAAAUCAAAUUUGGUAGUGGUGUCAUCGAUGAGCUUCUUUUUCUGGACUUGCCUCGUGAAUGUCGAUUUCCUUCAGGAAUGAUGAUGCUGGAGUAUGCCAAGGCAGUUCAAGAAAGUGUAUAUGAGCAACUCCGUGUGGUUCGUGAGGGCCAGCUUCGCAUUAUUUUCACCCCUGAUCUGAAGAUAUUAUCUUGGGAGUUUUGUGCACGGCGUCAUGAAGAACUUCUUCCUCGCAGAUUGGUUGCACCACAGGUGAAUCAAUUACUGCAAGUUGCACAAAAAUGCCAAAGCACAAUAUCUGAAAGUGGACCUGAUGGCAUUUCUCAACCAGAUAUACAAGCAAAUAGUGUAAUGGUGGUAACAGCUGGACGUCAGCUUGCUAGGAGUUUGGAGUUGCAGUCGCUAAAUGAUCUGGGCUUUUCAAAAAGAUAUGUCCGGUGUCUACAGAUAGCUGAGGUUGUCAACAGCAUGAAGGACCUGAUGGAUUUCUGCACAGAACAAAAAGCUGGCCCUAUUGAGGGCUUGAAAAAUUUCCCACGAGACACCUCCACGCCCAAGGUUCAGAUGCAAAAGAUGCAAGAAAUGGAACAGGCGGGUGGUCUUCCUAGUGACCGCAACACACUCAACAAGCUGAUGUCAUUAAAUCCUGGACUUAAUGGAUCGAUGGGCAAUAACCAACAGCUGGUUGGUCGAGGUGCUCUGACUGGUUCGGCACAGGCUGCUCUUGCUUUGACUACCUACCAAAGUUUGCUGAUGAGACAAAACUCGAUGAACUCAGCACAUAAUAGCUCACAUCAGCAAGAGGCGUCUUCACCUUUCAGUACAUCCAGCCAGCCUACAACUCCGGGGCCAUCAGGCAUUUUGCCAGGUAGCUUUCAGAAUCAGCCAGGUGGUGGCUUCUCUAGCGGCCAAGCUUCUCAGCGGCAGCAGUUAAUGCAGCAGCAUUCAGCAAAUGGGAAUGGUCUAUUACAUCAACAUCAAUCUUUGCAUUCUCAAGGCAGCCAAGCAUUACAACAACAAAUGAUCCAGCAACUACUGCAAGAUAUGAGCAAUAAAAAUAAUGGGACAGCUCCACCACAUCAGUCCAUGUCUGUGCAGAAUCAAGGUGGGAAUAUGUCGAGGGAAGGCUCUGGCUUUAGGAGUUCCCCGACAAUUAGUGGAGCAGGAAACGCGCCAGGGAAUAGUGCUGGGCGCCCUCCAAGCAGAAGCAAUAGUUUUAAUGCAUCGAAUGCUGAACCUCCUACUCCUGCUGGGAAUAUUGGAUUCAACGAAAAAACAUCGGAUUUGUCCCAGAACCUUCAUCUAUCCGAUGAGUUGGUUCCGGAUGUUGCCCAUGAGUUCUCGGAGAAUGGUUUUUUUAACAAUGAUCUGGACGACAACAUGAACUUCGACUGGAAGGCUUGACUAACUUAGUAUAUUCUCAGCUAUUAACAAGUCUUGAGCCAAGAAGUGGAAACCGAGAAUGUUGUACAGGUUGUUUCAGUUACCUUCUUUUUCUCUUCUUUUUUUCCUUCAUCCCUGUUCUCCUGAUUAUGGAAAUUGUUGGACAAUUUCUAGCACACUAUUCUUUUUCUUUGUUUUAUCUUCUUUUUCUUUUCUUUUCUUUUGUUUUUUCCCCCCUUUCUUAAACUAAUGGGUUUCCAUAUGUAAAACUUCUUGCAAGUGUAAUCUAUUGAGUUGAUUCAAGUCUUCA